ACAGUUUGCAGGGUGUUAAAAAAAGAAAGAAGAGAUCAAGAGAGAGAAGACAGCGAUGUGUGAGUAGAGAAAGAAAGGAGAACAUGUGAGUACGCAACAUAAAAUCUAAAUUUUCAUGUUUUUCUGCUCAUUUCAGAAAGUUUUAAUGUCGUUGUAAAACAUCAGCGUUUUCUGUGUUUUUAAUGAAACCUACCUGCUGGCCUCCAGGGCAGUCCACAGUCCGAUGAAUGGGACCACAGCCAUCCCCUGGAGGAGCAGCAGGAAGAGAAGACUGUCUCUCCUGGAGCAGCUGAAGGGGUGCCAGGAAGCCUGGUGUCCCGGGACACCCUGGGACCGAGAGAAGGCCCAGACUGUCCUCUGUGGGACACCUGCUGGGAGUUUCCUGGUGCUGCGGGAUUCUGUGACGUCUGAGCCCAGCCUGCUGUGUGUGUCUGCAGGGAAGACCAGUAAAGACGUUCUUCAUCAUAAAGUCCAACACACGGGCUCAGUCUUCCAGCUGUCCGAGUCUCGUCUGUCUUUUUCUGAUUUGCCUCAGCUGGUGCUUUUCUACUCCCUGAGCAGGGAUGUGUUGUCUGUCUGUCUGACUGUUCCUCGUUGGAUCUACAGUUUAACUGAGAUGAACAAAGACCAUCUCUCUCAGCUUGAACCCGAAACAUGGCUUUCCACACCACCUGAGAUACAGACUGAAGAGACGACCAACAUGGAACUGAGUAAUGUGAUGUGUUCCAUACAGCUGACUUCCACCAAUGGGGCCCUGUGCAUCAUAAAUCCACUCUACCUCCGUGACCACGGAGAUGACUGGCUGACUCACAGAACAACAACCACACAACAAUCAAAUUACAGACGGGAUCGCCGCCUCAGCACCACCCGAGCAUGGGCAGGGUCGGGGCUACAAAACAAGCGAGCCGUGUCCCUGGAGCAGCAACCCGCUGCUGUCGACCCAGAGAGCUCAGGUCUGAUAAGAGCCCAGUCAGCCGAAUCCUCCUCCACCCCAACGACACCAACAGGAGUGGUCCUGAGGAGGCCCAGCAGGGAUUUUCCCAACAGCUUUCCUCAAAGAGCGAGCACAGGGAGUUAUUCUGCUCCCCCUACCCCAGGAAGCAACACACCUGAGCUGCAUCGACACAGUAGCCCUGUGCCUCAGUCUCCUCACCGGGUGUCCUGGAUUGAAGAUGGGUUCUGGCUGCCUCCACCCAGACCCUUGUCAUUACUCCAUCCUCCGUCACUGGAGCUGGAUUCACUGUCGAUCAGCAGUAUAGAGGAGGAGCAGGAAUCCCACAUCCCGAGCCCCUCAUCCCACUCUCUGCCGCCAAACCGUUUGGCCAAUAAAGUCAUAAACCGUCUGUCGGCUGUGGGUCAGGCGCUGGGGGGGCUGGUGUCCCAGAAGAAAAGACUGACCAAUCGGGUGCAGGAGCUGAGUGAGAGGAAGGGCGGGGCCUUCGCUGAAGCUGUGAAGGGAUUUGUGGAAUUGACUCUGAAGGGAGGUACAGACCCCAGCGCGGCGACGGGGUCAGAGUUCUUACAGGAAGUGAGGUCAUCACUUACAUCCCUGAAAGAGACACUGCUGGACUACCCUGAGAUCCAGGCUAUCCUGGACAGCAUCACGGACCUUAAUGACUUGGAGAUCGGGGGUUACUACCUUACAACUCUAUAUGCUUCUCUCUACUACAUCAGCAGCUUCAGACCACGACUGGCUGCUCGUCAGCUCAGCAUGGAGGCCCAAAACUCUAUUAACCAAUGGCAUCGCAGGCGCACCCUGUACUGCAACCAAGCACGCCGCAGCAAGCACCGACGGACGAUUCGCAGGCAGUCAUAUAGAGAUCAGAGCAGCCAGAGCUCUGAGACAGAAACUGGCAACAAGACUGAAAGUGGAAGAGAAACGGAUUCUGAGAGCGCCGAUGUUUGGGAGCAGCAGACAGGAAGAAGCUCAGAGCCUCUGCAGACUAUGAGGGAAAACACACAGAGUGACGAACACAAGGAUGAAUCCCAAACAUCAGACUGUCAACCUGCAGCACGGCAGGAGGAGACAACCAGCCAGCAGGAGGAAGAUCAAACUGUGUGUGGAGCUGAAGAGGAACAGUGA
This is a messenger RNA of Austrofundulus limnaeus, 2083 nucleotides long. RefSeq names its product Ras and Rab interactor-like (gene rinl). The record is from RefSeq and is a predicted model, not a curated record. Gene Ontology annotation, cellular component: endocytic vesicle; cytosol. Gene Ontology annotation, biological process: vesicle-mediated transport. NCBI's taxonomy places the organism in Eukaryota, Metazoa, Chordata, Actinopteri, Cyprinodontiformes, Rivulidae. The transcript is spliced from 8 exons. The coding region runs from base 224 to 2083 and encodes 619 amino acids. Gene Ontology annotation, molecular function: guanyl-nucleotide exchange factor activity; small GTPase binding.